This is a messenger RNA of Klebsormidium nitens, 4426 nucleotides long. NCBI's taxonomy places the organism in Eukaryota, Viridiplantae, Streptophyta, Klebsormidiophyceae, Klebsormidiales, Klebsormidiaceae. The record is from the annotation of a GenBank genome assembly.
GGCCCUCGUGCCAGCGGAUCAGAUUGCAAUUUGCAGAGAAAUCUUGCUCAUUCGCGCAGGAGCCGGCAUGGCCGCUACUUCAGGAGUCCACCUGUGAACCGCGCAUGCUUCUGGCAUUGACUGUUCCCUUUGACAACAUGACUCCCUGCUACGGACACAGAUAGAUGAGAGUCUGGGAGAAUGCAUUUGACACCGCCGAGCUGCAUGUGAAUUGGUGAAAGCGAAGACUCUGAAGUUUGGAGGAAGGAAAGCACUUGUGAUGGCUGAAAACGUUAAAGCUGACGAUGUCGAGGAGACCAGUUUGCGUGGGGAUGAGUUCCUGGCAGAUCCGGAUGAAGGCAAGGGGUCCGACACUGAGACGACGCACACAGACCUGCAGGAAGAGAUAGAAGAGCAGGAUGAUGGUGUCAAGUCUGCUUUCAGCAGAAAGCGACCGCCAGAGGAGUAUCCCACUGAGGGCAAGAAGGCUAAAGUGGAAGUUGAGGAAAAGGUCACGGAGGACGUUUGCUUUGUAUGCCAUGAUGGAGGGGCGCUGGUGGCUUGUGACAAGCGCGAUUGCCCCAAGGUGUACCAUACAGAAUGCAUCGGUGUGGACGUUGUCGAGGAGAACAAGACCUGGUACUGUGGACGGCACUACUGCGAGGAGUGCAACAAGCCAGCGGCGUACCAUUGCGUCACCUGCUACAGGGCCUACUGUCCCGCCCACUUCCGGACUGCCGACUUCACUGUGCUCAAGAAGAAGCUGGGGCUCUGCUUCAUGUGCCUGCCACAAGUCAGGCUGAUCGAGGGAGGAGAUGUCAGCGAAACUGGGGACUCGGAGAUCGAAGUGAAAGAGAUCCUCUUCCGGGACUACUGGCUCAACCAGCGGUCCAAGCUGGGCCUUUCGCUGCCCAAGACAGAGGGGGCCCGACAGCUGCGCUCGUCCGCUCAAGCACCGGCCGCGGCCGAGGGCGAGCAAGCCGAGGGGGACGAGGAAGGGUCCGCAGCCACCGACGAUCUAGGCGCGGACGACGACGCUACUGCCGCGGCGCCCGCCCCUGCCGAGCGGCGCAAGUUCGACAGCUGGGCGUCCCCCGAGCUGCUCGCGUUCCUCGGCGGACGUGGGCAUGACGUCAGCAAGGCCCUGCCGCGGGAUGACGUGGAGAAGGCGGUGUGGGACCACGUCAGAGAGAAGGGUUUGCAGGCGCCGGACAAGCCGGCCGAGAUCCGCUGCGACGAGGCACUCGAGAAGCUGCUCCGGCGGAAAACGGUCGGGCGGCUCGCGAUGCUCAGGAUUCUCCAGGAGCAGUUCAGCGGCUCCCUCACGCAGCGGGGCGUGUCGGGGCGGCGGCUCCAGAAGGGCCCGUCCGCUGGCAAGGGCAGGAAGGUCACGAAACGACUGACGCGCACCGACUCCAAGAAGAAGAAAUCAGCGGCAGCCACAAGCAAAGACGCCGAAGACGGCGCCACGAAGGAGCAAUACGCGGCCAUCAGCCGCAAGAACAUUGAGCUCUUAUACAUCCGCCGCAGCCUGCUCGAGUCGCUCGUGGAGUCCCCUGACUUCGAGCGCGUUGUGCUGGGGGCUUUCGUGCGCAUCAAGACCAUCGCGAUCGACAACCCCACCAAAGCGGCGUACCGUCUCGUGCCAGUGAUUGGUUUUGCGGAGGGCACGGAGUACACGUUUGGGCGCAAGCCGACGAAGCGGCUGCUGAAAGUGCAGAACUUGAGCAAGGUGGAGGACACGCUUAUGGACACGCUCUCCAGCCAGGACUUCGACGAGGACGAGAUGGCGCGCCUGUGGAGGGCCACGAAGGUGGCGGAGGUGUUUCAGCCAAUGACGGUGGGCCACGUGGAGGCGAAGGCCCGGGAGAUCCUGCCCUUCCGGGUGGAUGAGGCAAUGGAGGCGGAGAAGCAGAAGCUGAUCAACCUGCGCGACCGUGCGAGCGAGCUGGGCGAGAUGAAGGAGCUGAAGCGCAUCGUGGAGCAGCUCAAGGAAGUAGAGCGGCCAGAAACGCGUGCCGGCCGCCUGAGCGCGCCGCUCGGCAUCGAGGCCGAUCCCAAGAUGGACCCUGCCGUGCCGUACGAUCCGGAGGCGGAGGAGCGGGAGAAGAAGGAGAAAGAGGCCCAGCAGCGCGCCGCCGAGCAAAAGAAGGCGACCGCGGCCCCGGUCAAGAGCCCCCGCAAUCGCCGUGACGACCGCACCAGCCGGUGGGGUCCCGCUGGCCGGGGUUCCGACCCCCCGGGAAAAGAUGACCGGAGAAAGGGAGCAGAUUCUGGCCUCGACAAGCGGCGGCCGAUCGAGCGGGCGCCGGAGCGAUCCCGGGAACGCAGUCGGGAGAGGGAACGGGAGCGGGGACGGCGGUCUCCGUACCAAGGAGGGCGGGGAGGCCCAAGAGACCGGGACAUAGUGUCCCCCCGGGACGAUGAUCGGCGGAAAGAGUCGGGGCCGGACAGGCGGGGCGGGGGGGAGCGGUUCAACGAGAGGCCGCCACGUGCCAGUAGGUUCGACGAGCCUCCGCCAAGAGGGGGGGACUCUUCACGCCCGGGAAUCUCGCCUCGGUUUGGGGGGGACAGGCCUCGUGACCGGGAGAGGGGCCCGUCGAACGACCGCCCAGGGAACGGGUUCGAACGGAAGGAGAGAACGCCGCCGUUUGGACCCGGGUUUUUGGGACCUCCCGGAAACGGGGGCCGGGGUUCAGGAUUCAUGGCGCCUUCUGGAGGGGGGGGGCGGGGCGGGCCGCCCCCGAGGGAGGGUCCCGGAAGGAGCGUUGUGAGAGACGCUCGCGACCUGCCGUUGCUUCAGACGCCGCCGACUUUCGCAGCGCCCGUCCGACCCCCCAUGGAUCUAGGGGCGUUGCAUGUGCGCGACCCAAGCAAGAACCGGCAGCCUUUUGCAGGGCCGUUUGACAAUAGGCCGUCGGGCAACCGGCCCGAGUACGGUAAGUAUGACGCGCCACGCGCUUUGGACCCGCCGCGCACUUUCGAGCCCCAGCGCAGCUUCGAGCCGCCGCCGGCAGUGACUCAGCAGCAGCAGGGCGCCCCGCCUACUCGAACGCCCCCGCUGCACACGGACACAGCUGGAUAUCGAGGCUUUGGAGACCGCUCGGGGGUACGUCCGCCGUUCCGGUCCGGUCAACCGCCCCCGAUCGCGCCCCUCCCAAUCCCCGCAGCGCUCCCGCCGGCGGCUCCCGCCCCGGCGGCCGUUCCCGUUCCGCCGUACGUACCUCCGCCGGAUCCUAAGUGGCACUACAGAGAUCCGCAGGGCGUCCAGCAGGGCCCGUUCACACUCGCGCAGUUGAAAAAGUGGCAGGCGACUGGCGCAUUCCCGUCGGAGCUCAAAGUCUGGAUGGAAAACCGGCCCGAGUCCAGUGCCGUUUUGUUGACCUCGAUUUUGGCGACCGAAGCAGGGCGACCAAGCCAGCCUGCGCCAUCUCAAGCUCCGGCCGCUCAGGUCGGCGGAACGUUCCAGAGCCGAACGCCGGCUGAGCCGGCAAGAACCGCAACGCCGCCCGUGUCCCACGAGAGGCCUGAAGCGACGCGCUUUGGAGGCACGUCACGCUGGGAGCCUGCUCCGGGUGGGCCAAGAAAUAAUCCUCAGCCUAGUUAUGGUGCUUCGGCUCGGCCAAACGAGACUGCUUCAGGCGUGCAAGGCUACCAAGGAGAAGUGCGUGGACCGAGCGAAAGCACUUUCGUUAGUAGAGACUAUGCGCCCCGUCCAUCGGAAGGUGACCGCGUGCAAAGCAGCUUUGGUCGGGCGAAUGGCGGGCGCGGCCCGCCCGCGAACUUUGCAAGGGCGCAGGACGAGGGCGACAGGUGGAAGGGCAACCCGCUGCCACGUGGCGACGUGACUCGCGGUCAGUUCGACGCAGCGCCGAGGAGAAACUUAGAGACUGGUCCUGGUGGAAAUGUCGCACCGCAGUAUAGGGGGCAGCCCCCAGCUGGAGGGUCUUCCCGUGAUGGUUAUGAAGAGCGCGCAGAGAGACCGUAUGGGGCCCAGGGCCCACCCGGCAGUAUGCACCGGCCAAAGCAAAACAGGGCGUGCAUGUACUUUGCGAAAGGGUAUUGCGUGAAAGGCGACACGUGCGAUUUCUUGCACCAAAGAUGAAUCAAUUGCUUUAGGAAUCCGUUUUUGAGAAAGACACGAAUGUUGUUGAGGACCUUGGACUAGCCCAAAAUUGCAUUCCACAUCAGGGCAGCCUUCACGAGCUAGAUGUAGGGAACUGCACUUUAGUUACAUGUCAUAUGUAGCCUACAAGCUCGCCUUGAACUUGAGAAUUGGUCCGAACUCCUAGCUCUAGCUGGUUGAAAACCACAUUUGUUCAAAGCAUCUGAUAACGCAGAACAAGGACUGCACCAUGAGCACCUACGAUCAGGUUUAAAAUUUCUUUGUGCAAGAUUUACCCAUCAUUUUGGUAUUGGAAAAAAGGCCUGAUGGACUCGAGGAGAU